Molecule: messenger RNA, 1615 nt
Organism: Clupea harengus (Atlantic herring)
Lineage: Eukaryota; Metazoa; Chordata; Actinopteri; Clupeiformes; Clupeidae
Gene: phyh
Product: phytanoyl-CoA 2-hydroxylase
Biological process (GO): fatty acid alpha-oxidation
Molecular function (GO): phytanoyl-CoA dioxygenase activity
Source: RefSeq, a predicted model, not a curated record
ACACAAAGUGCCCUAACGGGUGCACUUGGUUACUGCUGAGCUUACCCUGAGUUUUGUAUCGCACGAAGUGGUAGGCUAUCUUUGAUUUUGGUCAUGUCGCGGGCUGCAGACCGACUUAAAGUCGUUUUGAAUCAUCUGGACCGUUCCGGAGCUACUGUCAGGGCGUCUUUUACCUCAGGACAGUAUGUGUCGUAUCAUCAACCCCAAGCAUUUAGGUACACGUUGGACACAGACUUGCUGAGCCCUGAACAGAGAAUUGCUUAUGAGGAGGAUGGCUUCGUUCUUAUCAAAAACCUGGUGUCACCAGAGGACAUUGACCAGUUUAGGGCUGAGUUUGAGCGUAUCUGUAAAAGGGAAGUGAGGGUCCCUGGCCUGGUGGUGAUGAGAGAUGUGGCCAUUGCCAAGUCAGAGUUUAUGGCAGACCAGAAGGCUGUUUCCAAACUACAAGACUUUGUGGAGGACCCCGAGCUCUUCCGCUACUGCGCUCUGCCCCAGAUCCUUAAAUAUGUGGAAUGUUUCACUGGACCCAACAUUAUGGCUAUGCACACGAUGCUGAUCAAUAAGCCCCCUGAUGCAGGUAAUAAGACGUCCCGCCACCCCAUGCACCAGGAUCUGCACUACUUCCCUUUCCGUCCAGCCGACCGCAUCGUGUGCUCCUGGACCGCCAUGGAGCGCGUGACCCGCCAGAACGGCUGCCUCGUGGUGCUGCCCGGUACCCACAAGAGCACGCUGCAGGAGCAUGACUACCCCGAGUGGGAGGGAGGGGUAAACAAGAUGUACCAUGGGGUCCGUAACUACAACCCUGACCAUCCGCGUGUGCAUCUAGAGAUGGAGAAGGGAGACACCGUGUUCUUCCACCCUCUACUCAUCCACGGCUCCGGCAUGAACCAGACCCAAGGCUUCCGCAAGGCCAUCUCUUGCCACUAUGCCAGUGCAGACUGCUACUACAUAGAUGUCAAUGGCACUACUCAGGAGAACAUCGCAAAGGAAGUACACGAGAUUGCAGAAAAGAAGUAUGGUGUUGAUGACAGCGUCCGUUUUGAGGACACCUGGGCUGUGAGAGGUCGUCUAGUACAAGGAGAGAGAACUUCUCUUUGAAAACACCCAUCUCAGGACCACUUACCAAUCACGGAGCUUCGCUGUGCUGAUUGACAGCCCACAACCCAACAGUGCAUUAUUUUAAUUGCCAGAUGCUCUUUAAAACCACUCAUUGGCGAUUUGGCUGCAUUUGCAGUUCACCAGAGCGAAUUUCACGUUUGCAAGAUAAGUUAGCUUGACACUGAGAAUUUGUUUUGUAAGGUAUGAGAUGCACUGAGUUAGCCUAGACCUCAGCUCUAACCGGCUAAAGCAAAGUUUUGGAGGAAGGCGAAUUUGCUCCGGGGCUCUGGAAAAGCAGUGUUCAAGUUUCAAAAUGAAAACGGACUCUAUUUACACAUCACACUAACAAUAAAGACAUUCUGGACGGCUAUCCCUCCCAUACCCAUGAGACAGUCAGGUGUAAAAACAGUCUUAGUUGAUAAUAAUGUAAUUAGGAAAUUAGAGACGUGCUAACUGGCCUGGCUUAUUCUGUAACAAACAAGCGUUUAAAAGACACUGCCCAUAUUGAGGUGGGCAA